This is a messenger RNA of Magnusiomyces paraingens, 2745 nucleotides long. RefSeq lists its product as uncharacterized. Lineage: Eukaryota; Fungi; Ascomycota; Dipodascomycetes; Dipodascales; Dipodascaceae. The transcript has a single exon. The record is from RefSeq and is a predicted model, not a curated record. The coding region runs from base 1 to 2745 and encodes 914 amino acids.
AUGUCCUCAACACUCGUCUCUCCACGAGUCUCACCUAUGCCUUCACCGAUGCUCCUUCCACAAUCUCCAAGAGGUGCUGGGUUUUCUAUUCAACAAGUAACUUCUUCAACAACAUCAUCAUCAUCAUCAUCAACAUCUUCUUCUUGUUCUUCUUCUGUAACUUCUUCACCUGCCCUAGCCGCUAUAGCAACACCCAAACCAGUUCCACGUAGACCUUCUUACGAAACUUCUACUUCUUAUAUCUCUCAUGAAACUUCUUCUAAUAACAAACUACUUCCAAGUAAUUCAAACAUUUCAUUACUCUCUUUAUCUUUCUCUUCAACACUCCAUGAUGACCAACAACAACAACCACCCAUGGACUCACUUAUAGAAGAUAGACCUCUCCGCAUCAAAACCUCAGGAUCUCAAACCCCAGGAGCUUCUGCUUCAACACCAACAUCCCCAAAAACUCCCUACUGGUACAAACAACAUCUUACACCAACAUCCUCCUUCACAAGUGCAAGCCAAUACCUUAACUCAGCCCAACACCGCCGUGUAGGUCACUACCUCUCUUCUAUGGCAGUAACCUCAGCAGUCCCCCAACCAGGGUCUUUGUCUCGUCGUGGGUCCACUGUAAACUUGGCUUCAUCUCCAUCUUCUUCAAACUCAUUUUCAUCAAACAAUAUCCCUACUCCAUCUUCUCGUUCUCGAAGACCUUCCCAUUCAAACUACCUACAGAAUUCUACUACUACGACCACCACCACCUCCUCCUCCUCCUCACCAAUUUACUUUGUACAAACACACCACCAACCCACAGGCUCAACCCCUUCUUCUGUUGCAUCUUCAUUUUUUUUGCUUCCUCCAGAUUCUCCUAACUUGGGACCAAUUUCUCUUUGCAACUCUCCCAGUAGUAUGCUUCUCUCUUCAAGUGUAUCCACAGUUUCAUCUUCCACCGCUGCACCAAACUCUUCUGCAUUUUUUGAUUCUUAUACUGCUCCAACCCAAAAUAACAUUUUUGACGUUAUGUACUCUGGUGCAGGAUCUUUAGCUCCUUCUCCAUCAAUGCUUACAGGGCCUCCUAAGCAGAGUAACAUUAGCAAGACGUUUGGUAAGGCUGCCGCUGCUGCUGCUGCCGCUGCUGCUGCUGCUUCUUCUUCUUCUUCCAAUACGUCUUCUUCUUCCCCUUCUUCCUCCACCACCACAAAGGUCUCUGGUAACCUUGGUAGAUCACAUGACAUUCACCACUACCACAACCACAACCACCAAAACCACCACAUUCCUGCUUCGGUGGCUUUUUCUUUUGCCUCUUCUGGUCUCGUCCAAAACGAACCCGCCGCGCCAGCAAAGCCUCUCCUAACAGUUUCUUCUAACUCUUCUAAUUCUAAUUCUUCUACCUCCUCUUCUUCCUCUUCUUCUUCUUCUUCUUCCUCUACAUCAAGUUCAAAACCAACAGCAGCUACAAUGACAAACCUUUCAAGAGACCCGCCACCUUUGCGCUCACUCAAACAUGACGAUGACGAUAUCAAUGACACCCAACACAAUGAAAAUAAUAUUAAAAUCCCCCCUCUCAAGUCUUCAGCAAAUACACUUAUGACCUCAGACUCAACUGUCCCCUCCUCCCAGCAAUCAAGCCUAUCAAAAGAACAACAAGACCGCGAAAAAGUCUCUAAAACUGCAGCAGCAAUCACAGCAGCCCUUGAAUCGGAAAUCCGUAAACAGGCCGUCCCAGAUUAUCUCAAGGGGAAAGUCCUUGGCGCUUCUCAUAGUAGCCCAAUCAAUAUCCCAAGCUCUGUAGAUUUAACUCCUGCCCAAGAUCCUCAAGAACCUUCUACUACUUCUUCUUCUUCUUCUUCUUCCUUGGCAAACAAACCAGUCAAGAAAAUUCUCACAACUGACUCCAUUCUUGGUCAUAAUAUCCAGCAGCAGCAACCACUCCGUGGUAUAACAAUCUCUCCAGAUCAAAAACAAGCUCCACCUAUUCCAGGAGUCCCACCAAUCCAAACAAACCUCGCUUACUCAGGCUCUGCCUCUAGUCUUCGAGGAAUGCUUUCACCCUCUGCCUCAGGAAUCGGUCUUAAUUCGGCCGCAAUCGCAGCUGCUCGUCGACGUUCUAAACCUAAUCUUGCAGGUCUCUCGUCAUCAUACGACCGCCGUGCAUCUGCAACUAAUCUUUACCAACAACAUGAGCAGACCAUUGAUGAAGAUACAGAACUUGUGUCUCCCAUUGCCCCACAACAACAGCAUCAUCUCCACCCAUCGUCUGUCGGCAGCGUUACAUCUCUUCAUACUCUUCCACGCACUGCUCCAGACUCACCGGAACUGGCCGCCAUGUCGAUGACUCCAUUCGAUUCAGGCCUCAUGACUCCCAUGACUCUUGACCCCCUAACGAGCCGUCACGCGUCGCUAGCAUCAGUAGACAACUACUUUAGAGGCCCAGCUUUUCCUGUCACUUCAGUGGCUCAGGCUGCUGCAGCUGCUACUGCUACUUCUAAUUCUAAUUCUACUUCUACUUCUACUUCUACUUGUGCUACCAAUGGCCCGGCCCCAGGCACAUCUCCUGAAGAACUUACGUUUGAGCCUAAGCAAGUGCCAGCCAAAGGUGCUGCUCGGACGACGGUGGGAGGCGUCGGAAGUCUGUUACAAAGAGCUGGAAUGGUUGCAACACCUGUUUCCGAGGCUGUUUCCAGGCCAGUGUCUUUUACUACUUCUUCUUCUGGAGAAAGUGAGACUGUGACCCCUGAAAAUGAGUCCAAUUGUACGCAUUAA